Molecule: messenger RNA, 1667 nt
Organism: Dipodomys ordii (Ord's kangaroo rat)
Lineage: Eukaryota; Metazoa; Chordata; Mammalia; Rodentia; Heteromyidae
Product: chromosome unknown open reading frame, human C1orf52
Exons: 3
Coding region: 19-576 (185 amino acids)
Source: RefSeq, a predicted model, not a curated record
UCGUCGCGCGCCGCCGUCAUGGCCGCGGAGGAGAAGGAUCCCCUGAGCUACUUUGCGGCUUACGGGAGCAGCAGCUCGGAGUCCUCGAGCGAGGAGGAUCCCAGCGAGCCGGAGGAGACAAGCCGCCAGACCUCGGAUCCGGCGAAGUCCGCGGGCGGCGGCGGCGGCGGCGGGAGCCGGGCGGAGAAGCGCCUGCCGGGGCCCGAGGAGCUGUUCCGCAGCGUGGCCCGCCCCGCCUUCCUCUACAACCCGCUCAACAAGCAGAUCGACUGGGAGAGGCGCGUGGUGAAGGCGCCCGAGGAGCCUCCCAAGGAAUUCAGAGUAUGGAAAUCAAACUAUGUACCUCCUCCGGAAACCUACACUACCGAGAAGAAAGCCCCGCCUCCAGAGCUGGAUAUGGCAAUAAAAUGGUCCAACAUAUAUGAGGACAAUGGUGACGAUGCCCCACAGAAUGCUAAGAAAGCUAGGCUUCUCCCUGAAGGGGAGGAGACAGUGGAAUCAGAUGAUGAAAAAGAUGAGCAUACUGCUAAGAAGCGCAAAGUAGAAGCAGGAGAACUGGCAAAGAAGAAAAAAUAAAAACCAUGACAAGAAGAAUUAAUUUCUGGACUGCUAAACUUGUUCAAAUGUGUUAUUGAACAGAUUAAAUUGAAAUUGUGGAUUAUGACAAAUAUUUCUGAAAAUUAUGAACUAAUAAGUAUUGCCUCAGAAUUUUCCGCUGUAGAAUUCUUUUGUUCUGUUUUGCUUUAAUUUAAAACCUAUGUAUUUAAAACUCCAGUGGUGACCUGUGAUUGUGAAAUUGACUGGACUUGGAAGCAUUCUUGUUAUGUAUCACAAAAUCAGUGACAUGCUUUAAGAGUUGUGUCACAUAUUGACCUGCCCGUGUUCUAUGAACCUUUUAUAAAGGAAUAUAUUUUUAAAGUAAAUAUAUUGUACUGUGAACUUGUGGGUGCUUUUCAUCAGUGUUUGUACAGUGUAAAUAGAUCAUGGAAAUAAAAUUAUUCAAUAUCUCUAUUACUGUAUUAUAUAAACAUUUGAAUAUUUGUCUGUGACAAGUAUCCUUCUCACCCUAUGAGAUUGUAAGUUGUUAUAGGGAUUUACCACACAGGGAAUGCUUCUUUAGGUUCCAGGUGUUUUGUGCCUGUAUUAUCGUCUUCCUUGAACAUACUAACUUGAGUAACUUGUCCAAGGUUACAUCACUAGUGAGUAAUAUGUAAUUAAAUCAGGACAUGUGAAUUCCAAACACAUUUAACCACCUGUCCAUGGAUCCAAAUAUAGUGAAUUUUGAAGAAUUACAUUAGUUGCCAUCUCCCAUGUAUUCUUAGGUGGUUGUGAUGGAGAUCUUUGCCUUCUCUGUGACUUCUUACUGUAGGUGCCUUAUGUUGUGAUUACUCCUUCAUUUCCUUUUAAAUAGACUGAAGAAAGGGUUCUUUUACAGAGUUAGCAAAGUGUAGAGUACCCAGACAGUGUUUUACUGUAUGUUGUGUUUGAAAUAUACUUGUAUUUAAAGUUAUCUGACAUUCAGAUUUAAUCUUGUUUGGGGUUUGAACCCAGGGCCUAUUCUUCCUGAGCAACUUGUAUUUUAUCUAGCAGCCCUACUUCUGUGUGUUUUCUUUGCCCAGCUAUUUUACUGUUUUGCAUAUAAUAAUAAAAUUAGCACGGGGUACUUA